GGCACGGUGGGAGAAGGAAAGGAAAGUAGAGAGCGGCCAUCAGGAUCCACUCUGAUGGCGCUCAGCCUGCUAACAAGAAUCUUUCUAACUCUGUGCACCGCAACCCUGCUGACGAUGCUGUAUGUCAGCCAGUCACGUGACGCUGUCAUCCUAGUUCAGCCCGAUCCACUCGAUGUCCAGGAUGAACUACGCGGCACUAAUCAGUGUCUGACAUUGGGUAAGCACUCUUGGAAAUACAAUGUAAAAUACGGGCGGCCAGGGCUGCUGAUAAACCCUUCAAAAGACUCUCACGUGUUGAGAGGGAGCACCACAGACAUCGUCAACAGGAUCUACAACAACAUGUGUCACGGUCACCAGACCCUGCCUAACGUACAAUUCACUUUCCCAGACGUACUGCUCAUUGUCGAAUUUACAGAACCUGCACACUACAAUGCCAUUCCCUACCUUGAACUUCUGUACAGGAGAUAUUUUCCUAAUAUUCUCUAUUGCGGUCUGGAACCUGAAACUCUCAAGAAACAGAUUGUGGCUAAGAAACUCUGGUUCCCUAUCUACUAUUUGUAUGCUCUGAAGGACAACUGGCAAACAAAGUACGAGUGUAUUCAGCAUGCCAUGAAAAUGUGUGACAGCUACAUCGGCUACCUGCUGAUCGGCGACGACACUCUCAUCAACAUGACGAACUUUGAAAGAACUCCGAAAAAUAAAGUGAUGGUGGGUGAUGAGUUUGUCAGAACCGGAGAACACAUGAACACCACUCAGUUCAAGUAUUCGUGGCCGUGGUGGGGUGCGGAAGGCGGGAGGAGUGCCUUGCUAGGUGUGCUUAACGAGCUCGCCUUUAAAGCGAACCGUGACAAUGAUCAUCUUGCACAAGAAUUCCUUCGAAAUUAUUAUUCCUUUGUCAACCACAGCACCAUCUUUCACUUUAUGCCGACCGACUUCCUGUACGUCCCCAAACGGCUGUCGUCCAUUUUCCUCUACAUGACGUCAUUGUUUCUGAAAUACAAGGCCAACGUGGAAGUGGCGAUUCCGUUUUUUGUGUGUGGUCUGGAACACCCAGGGGACGUGUACUUUGUUAGAAUGCUCAGUCUAUGGGGCAACGACAGAGAUAAUUCACAGAAACGUUUUGAUAAGGACCUCGUGUACCUGCACCCUUUUAAGUACUAUGCCAAUUUUAAGAGCACACCUCAAGGGAAGGACUUUAUCUGUCAGAAGUAUUUACGAAGUAAGUAAUUAUCGGCAUGCAUGACCAUUUCUUGGUUAACAUCUGUGAAACAACUAGUACUCAACGUCUAAGACUCUUAUCUCCCUUUUAUCUUUAUCUUUGCAUUUGACAAAGGGUAUCUGUGAUGAGCCGCGCUUACACCAUACAGCAGAAAAAAAGGAGUUUAAACCUGUGCAGAAAAUUGGGGGACUUGACGGGCCAGAUGGAAGCAAUCAAGAAUGAUCUCGAUGGCUGCCAAUCUGCGUGUACUUCUAAUCUUUCUGCCUCCGUUCCAAUAAUUAUUUCCCUUCACAGUCUAACACCUACGGGCUUUAAAGACCUCCUCCGACUGUUCCGAAUUUAAGUAGAUUCUGGUAAUAUAGCAGAAAUAUAUUCUGUAAGUUUCAGCGACUUUAACACAACAGUUUAUCUAUUAUCUAAUUUCAAGGUUGGCGAUUUGCACCCAUAGUCAGCAAGUCUUGCAAAAUCUCGCCCCUACCCGCGAAUAACGUGUGACGUCACAGUGGGUGGUGUCCACCCUGUCACUGUAGGCGUGUAAUGACCUAAAGGUGAAGGGUUACAUCAGGCUUGUCAGAUGAUCUUUAUUUAUUUUGCUCUAGUAGCGAAGACGAGUUUAAAAGGUUGUCUUCCGACAUUGAAAGUAUUAAAACUCACGUGUUUGAGUCUGAGUUUCACAAUACUCAGGUUAGAAUCACCAAAGACAAAAUCUUUAGGUAAGAAACGACAAAGAACGACUUCACAAUACCACGUGGUAAGCAACUAUGUUGUGCAUAUGUUCUGUCGUGUAGUGAAUCCUUUAUCAACCGAAUGAUAAAUUAGAAUAAAAAUUUAAAGUACCCACUUAAUCACCAUUGUUUUCUC
Messenger RNA from Pomacea canaliculata, 2080 nucleotides. RefSeq lists its product as uncharacterized. The coding region runs from base 55 to 1227 and encodes 390 amino acids. The record is from RefSeq and is a predicted model, not a curated record. Lineage: Eukaryota; Metazoa; Mollusca; Gastropoda; Architaenioglossa; Ampullariidae. The transcript has 2 exons.